CCCCGCCCCCGCCAUGGCCGCCGCCGGGGCCGCUGAGAGGCUGCUGAGGGGCCGUCGCCGGGGCCGCUGAGGGGCCGCCGAGGAGCCGCCGCCGGGGCCGCUGAGGGGCCGCCGAGCCGCCGCCGGCCUCCGGUCUCCGCCGCGGCUCCCCGGCCGCGCCGCGCGGGCGGGCCCCGUGCGUGCGGGCUAUGGCGCGUGCCGGCGCGGUGCGCGCCCCCUCCUGCGCGCUGCUGCUGGCCGCCGCGCUGGCCGUGUGCGCCUUCUACUACCUCGGCUCGGGCCGGGAGACCUUCUCCAGCGCCACCAAGCGGCUGAGGGAGGCCCGCGCCGGCGCCCCCGCCGCGCCCUCGCCGCCCGCCCCGGAGCUGGCGCGGGGCUCCGCGGCGCCGGCCCCGGGCGCGAAGGCCAAGGGCCUGGAGGGCGGCGCGGCCGGGCCGGUGGACUACCACCUGCUGAUGAUGUUCACCAAGGCGGGCCGCAGCGCCGCGCUGCAGGCCAAGGCCCGCGUGGCGCUGCGCUCGCUGCUGCGCCUCGCCAAGUUCGAGGCCCACGAGGUGCUCACCCUGCACUUCGUGAGCGAGGAGGCCAGCCGCGAGGUGGCCAAGGCCCUGCUGCGGGAGCUGCUGCCGCCCGCCGCCGGCUUCAAGUGCAAGGUGGUCUUCCACGACGUCGGCGUGCUGACGGACAAGCUCUUCCCUGUCGUGGAGGCCAUGCAGAAGCACUUCAGUGCCGGCUCCGGGACCUACUACAGCGACUCCAUCUUCUUCCUCUCGGUGGCCAUGCAUCAGAUCAUGCCCAAAGAGAUCCUGCGGAUAAUUCAGCUGGACCUAGACCUAAAGUACGAGACCAACAUCCGGGAGUUGUUUGAGGAGUUUGACAACUUUCUACCAGGCGCCGUCAUCGGCAUCGCGAGGGAGAUGCAGCCCGUGUACAGGCACACGUUCUGGCAGUUCCGCCGUGAGAACCCCAGGACCCGGGUCGGGGGCCCCCCUCCCGAGGGGCUCCCCGGCUUCAACAGUGGGGUGAUGCUGCUCAACCUGGAGGCCAUGCGCCAGUCCCCGCUGUACGGCCGCCUGCUCGAGCCGGCACGGGUGCAGCAGCUGGCCGACAAGUACCGCUUCCGGGGGCACCUCGGGGACCAGGACUUCUUCACCAUGAUCGGCAUGGAGCACCCCGAGCUCUUCCACGUGCUGGACUGCACCUGGAACCGGCAGCUGUGCACCUGGUGGAGGGACCACGGCUACAGCGACGUCUUCGAUGCCUACUUCCGGUGUGAGGGCCACGUCAAGAUCUACCACGGGAACUGCAACACCCCUAUCCCAGAGGCCUAGGCACCUCCUCGCCCGCCGUGCCCUCAGGCUGGGACAGGCCCGGGGCUGGGUCUGAACGCCCAGAGAGACACUGCAGGGACGUGCCUGUGAGCGGGUGUUGCAGCUCUCCCACCGCAGGUCGCUGUCCCGAGGCCGCCCCGUGAGGGCUGGCCUGCGCCCUGCUGGUGCUCGGGAGAGGGACAAGCACCUAGACCGGCCCUGCUGGGCUGGGAAGCAAGCGCUCGAAGGGGAAGGAAACAAAGUGGUGCCGCUCGCCUUCCGCCCCCAAGGAAUGGAAACCCUUUUAAGAACUGGGCCUUCCUAGACCAAAUAUAAACGUACUUUAAGUUGACAAGGGAGACAGGACAGACACGACUGCUGUAGCUCCCGGGGAGCUCUAAAUGCGCGAGCCAGGGUCUUACCAACCAGCCCAGAGUUCAAGCAUCCAGAUGAACGCUCGCCUCCCGCGCACGCACCCGCGGAGACUGUGGUCGUUCUGGUGAUGCGCGUGGCGCCUGGUGCAGGUGUGACGAUCACCGCCUCUUUGGGGAGGGCCUUCGGCACCACCUGUAGACCACAUAAGAAGACUGGUCUUCAUUACUGUAGCCUUCACAGCAUUUCUCCCCCAACUGCGUCACGGAACCUCAUUGUCCCUCAUUCAUCUGAGCCAGCUCCAGGUGACCAGACUCUGCCCAGAAAUCACAUCUGCCAUCAAAGAACAGAGAAGAGAUUGGCCACCGCCAAGGACAGGCGAUGGAAUUGUCUGGAUUGGGAAGACACAUUCCGAAGGGGAGCCCGGCAGUGCCCGAGUGUAACCACACAGCGUGGAAGGGGUGUCGCUCCUAAACUCAUAAGCAUUCUCAUCUCUUUACGUGGAAGAAUUAUCCUUGUGACUUUCGUGCACCAGGUCAGGCCCUAUACCUUAGAAGAAAUUAGGCUGUCAUUACUUAAUUUCUGCUUUUAAUGAGUUUUCCUAUAAGUGAGCUGCAAACACGUAAGCCCCUAGUGGUCCAUUUUGUAUAAUCCACCUGAGGUCCUUGGGGAAGAAAUGUUGUUGGAUUUUCAUCUUAUUUCAGCUUCAUUUAUUUUUUUCCACCAUGCGUGAGACUAGCUAAUAAAUAUGCUUUGAGAACACA
Molecule: messenger RNA, 2446 nt
Organism: Hippopotamus amphibius kiboko
Lineage: Eukaryota; Metazoa; Chordata; Mammalia; Artiodactyla; Hippopotamidae
Gene: XXYLT1
Product: xyloside xylosyltransferase 1
Exons: 4
Coding region: 189-1331 (380 amino acids)
Molecular function (GO): UDP-xylosyltransferase activity
Source: RefSeq, a predicted model, not a curated record